This is a messenger RNA of Lachancea dasiensis, 1599 nucleotides long. NCBI's taxonomy places the organism in Eukaryota, Fungi, Ascomycota, Saccharomycetes, Saccharomycetales, Saccharomycetaceae. The record is from the annotation of a GenBank genome assembly.
AUGGCAAAGUCACUGGCACAACAGAUUGCCGCUCUGGCCAACAAGCCUGCAGUGGAAGACUAUGAUAUAGAAGACAGCGAAAGGAACGUUUUCCAACACCGUGAUGGCAGUGAAGGCGAGUUGGAAUCCGAUUCUGAAGAUGAAAAGUUAGCAAAGUCCCAUUACGUAAACGUUGGAAAGUCCAAGAUGAGGGACCAGGGCAUCGCGCUACGAGAUGAAAAAUAUGGAGGUACCAAGGGCUCUCGGGGCGAGGCUUACUCCGAAGACGGGGGCUCUCAGGUGUCGGAGUCUGAUGGAAGUGGGACAGAGGAGGAGGAAGAGGAAGAGGAUCAAGGAAGUGAAGAUCUUGACAACGACUCUGAUAGCGGUGUUUCUUUGAGAACAGACUCCGAAGACGAAGAAUCAGAGGAGGAAAACCAACAAGAGCUGGAGCUGCCGCAAGAUGACGAAGAUACAGAAGUCAAACGUCAACGCUUGGCGCAAUUAGUGCAACAGGAAGCACAAUCCGCAGCCAAAAAGCUUUCCGAAGCAACGCACAGAGAUGCUUUAAAGGGGUUUGCUGUUUUGGAACAACACCGCACUUUUGACUACAUCCUGGAUGUCAGAAUUAAAUUGCAGAAAGCGGUUAACGCCAGUAAUCAGGUGCCGCUUACAAGUUCUUCUUGGGAACACUAUCUCAAAGAAUCUUCCAAAAAUGAAAAACUGCUUUCCAAGACCAUGAAACUCUUGGAAAAAGUCAUGGGCCAGCUUGUAGACUUCCGCUCAGAAUUUCAAAUAAACGAGAUGAUCGUCCAAGACCAGGAGAGCCCCAUUGCUCAGGGUGCAAAGAGAACUUUCUCUGAACUCUGUGAUCAAUCACAGACGCUGGAUAAUCAGCUCAGAGAGUACAGAACCUCGGUGUUAGAAAAAUGGUCGAACAAAAUUUCGUCAGCUUCUGGGAAAUCAGUUAUGUCUUCUUCCAAGUUCAAGGCAAUCAAUCAAUCCGCAGAUGUUCAGGUGGAAAAUCAGCUGGCAGAUCUACCCAGGUUACUGAAACGCACGAGGCUGAACAGAAGAAAUGUGGAGCCUUUAGGUUUCGAAAACGAUUACCAAGAGGGCCUCCUCGAAGAACUAAAGCCUCAAGAGGAGGAUGUCGAAAGUUCAGAUCAGGAAGGCCUCGACAUCCCCAAGAAUUAUGAUCCUAGAAAGAAGGAUAAUAAAAACAUUGAUACAAGUGACAAUCCCUACAUUUUCGAUGAUGAAGAUUUCUAUCGUGUUUUGCUAAAUGACCUCGUUGAUAAGAAAGUCGCUAAUGCCCAAGGCGAAAACAGCGGUGUCACAAUCGCAAUGACCUCCCGUUCGAACAAUAAAGUAAAAAAGAACGUGGACACAAAGGCCUCCAAGGGCAGAAAACUGAACUUCACAAUUCAGGAGGCGAUUGCAAAUUACGAGGCCCCUAUCAACGAGGGUUUCAAAUGGUCCGACGAGCAAAUCGACGAAUUCUGCGCUGGUCUACUAGGACAACGCAUUAAUUUUGACGAAGAACAAGAGGCUCAGGACGAAGCUACCGAGGUUCAAGAAGAAACUUUGGACAACACUGGUAUUCAAAUUUUUGGGUAG